Molecule: messenger RNA, 2711 nt
Organism: Gambusia affinis (western mosquitofish)
Lineage: Eukaryota; Metazoa; Chordata; Actinopteri; Cyprinodontiformes; Poeciliidae
Product: branched-chain-amino-acid aminotransferase, cytosolic-like
Exons: 19
Coding region: 103-1905 (600 amino acids)
Biological process (GO): L-leucine biosynthetic process; L-valine biosynthetic process
Cellular component (GO): mitochondrion
Molecular function (GO): oxidoreductase activity; branched-chain-amino-acid:2-oxoglutarate transaminase activity
Source: RefSeq, a predicted model, not a curated record
GCGCAGUAUUUGACAAAGCAUAGAGGAGAGAGAAGCAGUCAGCUUCAAAUUUUGAUCAAAUAAUAACUUGUGGUGUUUUGCAGAUAAACGCUGAGCACCGAAAUGCCGCUGCGCUACCAAAACAAAGUGGUUAUUGUCACUGGAGGAUCCAAAGGCAUCGGCAGAGGGAUUGUCAAAGCGUUUGUGGAAAAUGGGGCCAAAGUGGUGUUUUGCGCAAGAGGAGCUGCAGCAGGUGAAGCUCUAGAAACGGAGUUCAGCAGGCUGGGACCAGGCUCGUGCAAGUUUGUGGAGUGUGACGUCACAAAGGAAGACCAGAUCGAGCGGUUGAUCGCAGUCACCGUGGAGCUUCAUGGACACAUCGACUGUUUGGUGAACAACGCAGGCUGGCAUCCUCCUCACAAACCCACCGAUGAAACCACGGCAGAGGAGUUCAGGGAUCUGCUGAAUCUGAACCUCGUUAGCUAUUUCUUAGCUUCCAAAUUUGCUUUACCAUAUUUGCGUCAGCGUCACGGAAACAUCAUUAAUAUCUCCAGUCUUGUGGGCACCAUCGGUCAGAAAGAUGCUGCGCCUUAUGUCGCCACUAAAGGGGCGAUCAUCUCCAUGACAAAGGCGAUGGCUGUGGAUGAGAGUAAACACAACGUGAGAGUGAACUGCAUCUCUCCAGGUAACGUGAUGACACCGCUGUGGGAAGAACUUGCUGCGCAGACGGCUGAUGCUGCAGCCACCAUCCACGCGGGGGAAGAUGCUCAGGCGCUCCAUGCACGACUCGUUCAGACUCUCCCCUUCUCCUGCAGCGCCCUGCGAUUCGCCAGCUCCUUUAAGGCCGCAGAUCUCACCAUCGAACGCAACCCGGAAUGCAAACCCAAGCCCGACCCGUCCACGCUGAUUUUCGGAAAGCAGUUCUCCGACCACAUGCUGACCAUAAGCUGGUCCGAGAAGGACGGCUGGGACGCGCCGCAGAUCAAACCCUUCCAGAACCUGUCUCUGCACCCGGCCACGUCCGCCCUGCACUACUCCAUAGAGCUGUUUGAAGGCAUGAAGGCGUUUCGUGGCGUUGACAACCACAUCCGUCUCUUCAGGCCGAUGCUGAACAUGGAGAGGAUGCAUCGCAGCACAGAGAGGAGCUGCCUUCCUCUGUUUGAUAAAACCGAGCUGCUGCAGUGCAUCAAGAAGCUGGUGGAGGUGGACCAGGACUGGGUCCCUUUCUCCCAGGACGCCAGCCUCUACAUCCGACCCACGUUUAUCGGCACUGAGCCGUCUCUUGGCGUUUCUCGAGCCAGUAAGGCCCUGAUCUUCGUCAUCGUCGGCCCAGUGGGACCGUACUUCGCCACGGGUUCCUUCAACCCGAUUUCUCUGCUGGCGGACCCGGCGUUCGUCCGAGCUUGGAAAGGAGGAGUUGGGGAGUACAAGAUGGGGGGUAACUACGGGCCGACCAUCGCCGUCCAGUCGGAGGCGCAGAAGCAGGGCUGCCAGCAGGUUCUGUGGCUCUACGGCCAGGAUGAGCAGAUCACUGAGGUCGGCACCAUGAACCUCUUCAUCUACUGGACCAACACCAAAGGAGAGAGAGAGCUGGUGACUCCUCCUCUGGACGGCAUUAUCCUGCCAGGAGUGACCCGGCAGUCCCUGCUGGACCUGGGCAGAACCUGGGGCGAUUUUAAAGUGACGGAGCGAACGAUGGGGAUGAAGGAGUUCCUCGAAGCUUUGGAUGCUGGAAGAGUUCUGGAGGUUUUUGGAGCCGGGACUGCCUGCGUCGUUUGUCCCGUUGGAAACCUCCUUUAUAAAGGAAAGACUUAUCAGAUCCCUACAAUGCAGAACGGUCCAGAUCUCGCAAAGAGAUUCUACAAGGAGCUUACUGAUAUUCAGUACGGACGCACACCAAGCGAAUGGGCACCAGUGGUUGUUUAAAGAGUUGUGGGUUUUUAUGUCAUGUGAUUCCAGUUUGGUCGACCAGCUAAUGCUCUCCUCUGCCCCACAUCGACCCUUCAAAGGAAAACGGUUGGAGGUUUGAGUGUAAAGCAUUAACACAUCAAGCACCUAGAUGACAAAAUAGAGACAAAUAUAAAGAGUUGAUGUAAAGUAUUAGAGUCUAUAUACGUAUCAAACAUCCGUUGUGAUCAUUGCUGUAGCACAAACGGACACAUCUGUGUUUAAAAAGCAGCUACAUAUUCAGUGUAUGAGCUGGAGGCCAGCCUCUCUGCAGAAUGCACUACUCAUCCACUGUAGAACAUGUUUUACUGUUAAACCUGAGGACGUCAUGUUACUGAUCCAAGCCACUCAGCUCUCACGGAGGUGGAGCGGCGCCCUCUGGUGGUGGGAAGCAAAGCCGAAGACGAGACCUGAAGGCUGGAUGUUACUCCUGCACUAGUUUGUGUUUUUAUGAGAACAAUGUAAAGUUCCAGGUUGUGUUUAGAGGCUUUUAAAUUAUUGUAUCCUCGUGUUGAUGUGAAAUCUGGCCAGCUGUCUUCCAAAGUAUCAUCUUGCUGUAUUCUGCUUUUAAAUGUUUUGUUUCCGCUCUUUCUGAACGGCAUGUAUUUAUUUGUACACAGAUUGCUCUCCUGUCUCUUUUCCUUGAAGUGCCUGACCGCCGUCGGUUAGCUUGUUCUCAUGUUCACUCUCUAUGGGAUGUAGCUGAAAACAAUUCAUCUUAGUUUUAUUUUCAACAUGCUGUUACUUUUAUUCGGUUUUUACAAUAAAAUUUUAUUUGAGGUUUA